UUUACAAAUUUACAUAUUUUUCACCUGAAAAUUAUAAUCCCCUUUUUAUCAUACCGAUAACGAUCGGCUUACUUUUGUGAUAACAGCUUAAAAUUUCCGGCCAAAAUUAUCACCAUUAUUGAUUCGGCUCAUGCCCAAAGAAGACGUUUAUUUCUGUUUUGCUGUUCACUAAUGUGAGUUUUAAAUUGGAGCAAGUGUUUCAAAUCAUAUCAUAUCAAAAGGAUUCUUGUAAAAAUCAGCGUUAAGGUAGGAAAAGUUAUAAUACUAAUGCGGGACACGGUUGUAAUAGUAUUUUUGAAUAUACACAGAUUCAGGUUUUGGAAAAGGAAACUGCAAUUCAAACGCGAGUGAAAUUAAAAGAAGAUCGAAGUAACUGAUAUUAGGACACCUUUAGUGUGUAAUCAGUGAAUUUCAUAACUGAUUUUCUGUUGAAUCGUGAUUAUAACUUUGAACGAAUGCUAUUCCUUUAGCUGCAUCGAAAUACAGUUGUUAAAAUGGCCGAAGGCAACACAAAAUAUAAGAAGACUGGUACACUGGGAGGAGCUCGCCACGGUGACUCGUUCCAGGUGCAUUUACUUAUGCUGAUGUAUCAAGGAGCUGCUAGUGAUGAAAGUUUUACAAAUUUCCGCUUAGCAACCGAAUGGGAAGAUGCCGAAAAAUUCGACGAUGCGGCUCUGGCAUGGGAAACAGAUGAAGGUAAAACUCAAAAUUAUUUGUUCGUCCAAGCCAAACACAAGCAGUUUCCGGAAAUCAACGAGAAACAUUUUUUCCCGGUGAAGGAAGACGAGAAAGUAAAAGGAGAGUUUUCGAUGCACAAAUACUUUCAAUCGUUUUGUGACAUUAUGAACAACAGUAAGUUCAAUGGUGGGAACCUUGAUUUUGUGAUUUACACUAAUGCAAAACUACAUGACAGUUCGGGGUGGUUUACCAAAGCUGAUAUCCAAACUGAGAUACUGAAGUUACUAGGAAGCAGCGGAGAAUUUUUUAAGGUACAAAGUAUCGAUGAACGCAUAAACACAUUAUUAGAUUUUAGCAACAAAGCUUUCCACGAUUUACUAGAAGAGAUAGAAAAUGCCUUUACAUAUAGAAAGGAAAAAGAUAAAAAUGAUGAAGCUGAAAACGGAGAAGAUAAGUUUCAAACAGAUUUAAUUAAAAAGUACAGCACUGAAUUGAACAAUAAAGUGCUUUUUGUUAAAAAAGGUGCGGUUCGAUUUACUACUAGAUUUAAGAAAUAUGAAAAUUUGAGUCCCUUAGAACGAAAGCUAUAUGAGUAUUUCUCGAAGGAAGACAAAAUGAAAACUAUGAUGAGUGAAAGUAAGAAACUGAUUGGAGCGCUAACUUCUAAAAACCAAUCGAAGAGUAGACUUCGUUUGUUUGAAAAAACAGAUGUUGAGAAGUUUCUUGAAAAAUGUAUCAUUGCCACUAGUCAGCCAAAUAACGAAGAACUUGAAAAAGACAUAAUAAAAAAAUUCAGAAGGUCACCGAUUUUCGGCUCAUAAGAACACUAUGCCAAUCUGAUGUACGCACAUCUACGCAAAAUUAUCAACAAUUGGUUGGACUGCAUGCAAGAUAAACUUUGUCCUUUUUUAACGUUUACCGAAUUGAAAAACUACUCAAACGAUGUUAUUCGUACUAUUGCAAAGUCAAAGUUAGAAGGUCAGACACAAACUUUCGAUGGCAUGAUGGAAAACUUUCGCAUCAAAUUUGCAAGUUGCAGUCCUCUAGAAAAUUUGAUUGCCUCUAGUUUUCCUAUGGUUGUAUAUAAAAGUACCGAAGAAGGGUUUCUAACCUAUCUUAAAGUGUAUCAGAUUUUUCAUUACCACAAACAAAACUAUUACUAUUUGAAAUUAACAGACUUGCCUCACUUUGAGAAAGAAAUAAAUAGUUUCAAGAACUCGAAUUCGGAUAUUUAUAUUCUACUGGACGAUAAUUGUCCAUCGCCUAAUAUAUCAUAUGAGUUUUUCCAAUCAGAUUCGGUGAGCAAUGAAAUCAAACUCAUUUUCUUAACAUUCACGGAAGACCGCGCCACAAAUUUCUUCAGAAGUCAGCAUCCGUUUCAUUCGAUUGAAGAUUCCAAGAACAACAUGAAUCUGUUGGACGAAGAUAACCAAGAAAGACUUUUGAAGAAAUCGGUGUCAUUUCAAGGUGUUGAACUUAC
Malaya genurostris is the source of this 2158-nucleotide messenger RNA. RefSeq lists its product as uncharacterized. Lineage: Eukaryota; Metazoa; Arthropoda; Insecta; Diptera; Culicidae. The transcript has a single exon. Bases 495 to 1499 code for a protein of 334 amino acids. The record is from RefSeq and is a predicted model, not a curated record.